CUCUCUUCUCCCCCAUCCACACAUGUGUGCGUACAACUGCACGCAAAUGUAAAUUGAUAUUUCAGGUCAUAACUAUGUGUUUUAUUUUUCACCAAUAACAAUUAUUAUAAGCAUUUUUGUAACAUGCUGCAAAAAAUACUAUUUUGCCUAAAUUUUAUCUGUGAAUUUUCUAAACUGUAUCGCUUUUGAAAAUACUAAAUUUAUGAAUUAAAAAUGUAAAGUAUCAUCAAUUAAUAUUGAAAAAGGACCAAAUAUAUAAUAAUUAUUGAAUAAUGAAAUAGUAAGUUAUAUUUAAUUUUUGAAAAUGUUAUUAGUAUGCAGAAAGUAAGAUUUAACUUAUUUGUUUGACUUUAUUACUCAUUUCUUAUUUAUUUUAUAUUUCUUCUCAUUGAAUGUAGCUCAUAUUAAGUAAAAAUAUAAAAUAUUAAUGAGAUGCGAUUUAGGCGAUCGAUACAUAGUUAGCUAUUAUCUCUUAAGAAUGUUUCUUUCAUUUAACAAUAUAAAUUACCUGUUACCGUACAAUCUAUAUCUAUAGAUGCUUAUAUGCAAACGUACAAUGAUUUAUCUUGCGACAUUUGCUAUAUUCUAAAUUUACAGACUAUAUAGUUUGAAUAAUAAUAAAUAAUAUAUAUAAAUAUAUUAUUCAAUGCGAUUAAUUAAUAUUUACUUAAUAAGUAAAUAAACAUCUUUCAAUACCAUACAAUCUGAAGAAUCGCUUUCUCGUGAAAAGAUAACUAUACUGUGUGUACUGGUCAACUGUUCAACCGUGAAUGCCACUUUUAUUCAAUAAAUGGCAAAGAUGACUGCGUUUGCGCGAACUGGAAGGAAAAAAUCUAUUUUUCCCCUCGAGAGUAUAUUUCUUAUCGUUUCUAUUUAAUGUGACGAUGAAUUAUCAUUAUAUGUAAUUUCUUUAAUGUCACAUUAUUUACCUAUGUUUCCGCGCAAAGUUAAAAGAUCUAUUAUCGAAAUUGACCUACACGUUAUUUACUUUCUCUUGCUGAAUACAGAAAAUGUUUCAGUUUAAGAGAUAUUGGAUACUAAUAUCAUCUUGAGUAACAGUGUAUUAAGAGCUAACAAACUAGAAAAAACAGUUCACUUACAUCAACUGAGGAAAGGAAAAAAAAACAAGAUAAAUUUUUUUUAUUCUGUACUUACGCACACAUAUGUAGUUUCAACGUACAAUCAAAAUGAAUUUGUUUGAAAGUCGUUAUUUUAAUCUCAACCGUCUUCUCAUGUCAUUAAUUGGUCUAUGGCCUUAUCAAAAGCUAGAAUCCAGAAGAAUUAAAAUGAUUUUUAUAUCGUUUUUCAUGGCAAUAGGUGUAAUUGCACAGUUGCUGAGCUUUGUUACGAUUGAAUACAGUAGGGAUCUUCUUACAAAAGUAUUUUCCUUCUCUUUUAUUAUUCUUAUCUGCACUAUAAAAUAUAAUAUGCUAUAUUUCAAAUCGGAACAAGUAAAGUAUCUUUUCGAACAAAUUCUAUAUGAUUGGCACGCUUUCACUGAUGCAGAAGAAAUGAAAAUAAUACAAAAAUACGCGAAUAAAGGGAGAUCAUUGACUAUUUAUACUGGACUUGUUAUAUAUAUUGGCAUCCUGGUAUUCAUUGUAUUAUUUUUCAUACCGGACAUUCUCGAUAUUGUAACACCAUUGAAUGAGCCUCGGCGUCAUCAACUGCCAGUCACGAUUGAAACCCUUUUCGACCAGGAAAAACAUUUUCUUUUUAUCGUUUUAAAUUUUUUUAUAAUUACUUUUGUAAUGUUAACUGUAUUAUGGACUAUUGAAACGUUAUAUAUGAUGUGCAUACAACACGCUUGCGGAUUAUUGAAACUUACUAGCUAUCGUAUUUUGAACGCAUUCGACAAUCGAUUACAACAGAUAAGUAUACCCAACAAAAAAUUAAAGUGCACCAUCUGUAUUAAAUUGUCUAAAGCUAUCAAGAUUCACAGACGAUCCAUAGAGUUCAUCGAAUGUUUAUGCUCUACUUUUUCUGUUUCCUACUUUAUUCUGUGCGUGUUUAUAGUAGCUUCUUUAAGUAUUAAUUUAUUUGAAUUUUUAAAAGCAGUUGAAUCAAAACAUACGAGCCAAGCGAUUCAUAUUGGUAUGUUCGUUUAUGCUCAUUUAGUUUAUAUAUUUUGGAUUAACUAUUUUGGUCAAGCCUUAAUAGACAAUAGUGCUGACGUAUUUACACAGACUUAUAAUGUAAAAUGGUAUAUGGUAUCAACACAUAUUCAAAAAAAGAUCUUAUUCAUACUACACAGGUCUGCAAAGGACAUCAUGUUUGAUGUUGGCAAUAUAUUUACAUUCUCGUUGGACGGAGUUGCUUUGCUUAUUAACAAAUCUUUGUCAUAUUCUAUGCUACUCUAUUCUACACGGGCAUGAUUUAUAUUGACUUGGCAAAAAUGACUACGAUCUAUAUAUCUUUUUUAUACUUUAAAAAACUGUGCUAUCACGUAAUAAAACUUAUUUCAGCAUGAUA
Messenger RNA from Solenopsis invicta (red fire ant), 2472 nucleotides. RefSeq lists its product as uncharacterized. The record is from RefSeq and is a predicted model, not a curated record. Gene Ontology annotation, biological process: detection of chemical stimulus involved in sensory perception of smell; sensory perception of smell. Gene Ontology annotation, molecular function: odorant binding; olfactory receptor activity. The transcript has 9 exons. NCBI's taxonomy places the organism in Eukaryota, Metazoa, Arthropoda, Insecta, Hymenoptera, Formicidae. Gene Ontology annotation, cellular component: plasma membrane. Bases 1188 to 2375 code for a protein of 395 amino acids.